AAACCUACUUUUUUACAGCAUGUUUUAACCAACUGCUGUCAUAGUGAUUUUCGGAGCCCGAACAGAACAGAACACAAGGGUCAAACAGACGGAGGAGCAGUUAUUGGCUGUGAUGGCGGGUUAUUAAAGAUCUCCGCAUCUCAGUUUAUUCAGCACGACAUUAACAGAAGGGCAGAACAAGCCAAUAUCAUUUACACGCGUGUGACUCAAGCGCGCGUAAGUGACGUAUAUAGAUGACGCUCAGUCAAUCCGCGCGCUGGAGUAUUCGGUUUUAAUCCGUUGAAGCGCCGCUGUCCGUUCAGCACCAGCGACUGUGAGAAGAGGGUUCACGCGCGUUACAAACGGCAGAAAAGUCUACACAUUCGGACAGCUGCUUGUUUAUGAGUGAUUUCCACUAGAGAGAGGGAGUUCUGCGCGUUUUACACGUCUGUGACGAGGACUUCAACAGUUUGUUGGGCAGUUUGAGUGAGGGAAAUUGCCCCUGCAUAAAGAAAGCGUCGUGUUUUAAAGCCAGUAGCGGCUAAUAUUUCUGGUUUCUGUCUUGUAUUUGCUUAUAAGUGAUUAUUAUUAGCGUUAUCGUCGAGCUCUCGUCGGAUUUUAUUUCUCCAACGGUUUUUUUAUUUGUUUUAACCGUCAUUUGUAUUUUCGAAUAUCAACGUCUCAACGAAUUUCCGUUAUUUUACUCUGAACGACUUACUUCGGUCAAACUUACUGAACUGACUCACCUUUUUUCGUUUGGAAGAACGAAUAAGUCGUGAGAGCUUUCUUUGGGGUACUGAUGCUGCUUUAAAGCGCAGCUGUCUGUUCAGCACUACCGACUGAGAGAAGAGCCUUGACUGCAGAAAAGUCUACACAUUCGGACAGCAGCUUGUUUCUGUGUGAUUUCCACUAGAGAGACGGAGUUCUGCGCGUUUUACCCGUCUGCGAGGGAGACUUCAACAGUUUGUUGAGUGAGGACAUUUUUCCUCAAAGGAAACUUGCAGAUAAUAUUAGGUAUUUCUGCCUUUUGUGCGAUUUUAAGUGAUUAUUGUUAGCGUUAUCAUCAAGCUAUCGUCGAUUUUUUGUUUCCAAGGUGGUGUUUUUGCUUUGUUUUAACCGUCAAAUGUAUUUUCGAAUGUCAACGAGUCAACGGAUUUCGUUUAUUUUACUCUGAACGACUUAUUUAGUCAAACUUACUGAACUGACUCACCUUUUAUGUGGUUUGACGAACGAAUCAGUCGUAAUGAGAGCUUUAUUUGUGGCACUGCUGCUUGUUUACGCGUCAGGGAGCGGGAAAGUGGCUGGCGCGAAUGGCGCGAAAGGAAACCGCUUCGUGUGUACGGCUGUGCCCGCGGGCACCGACCUCAGCUGCCCGGUGGAAACCACCAACCGUGUGCAGAGCACAAGCCCGCAGGAGGAAGAGUUGCGGAAUACGAUCAUCCAGCUCCGAGAGACCAUCCUGCAGCAGAAGGAAACUAUCGUCAGCCAGCAGGGCACCAUCAAAGAGCUCAACUCCAAACUCGCGCGCUGCGAGGCGGACGUCAGGUCCCGGGGCAGCGCGCGCAGGAAGGAUUACAGUAAGAACACGAUGGGCGAUCUGCCGCGGGACCCCACCGAGAGCGUGGAGCAGCUGGGGAAGACCAUGCAGAGCCUGAAAGACAGACUAGAGAGCCUUGAGCAGCAGCUGCGCACCAACACAUCCAAUGGAGCGUUCCCCAGUGAGCUGAGAGACCUGCUGAAGCGGCGUCUGAGUGAUCUGGAGGGCCAGCUGCUGACCAGAGUCGCCGAACUGGAGGAAGAGAAAAGCCAACUCUACAACGAGACUGCAGCGCACCGCCAGCGCACCGAAAACACCCUCAACUCCCUGCUGGAGAGGAUCACCGAGCUGGAGAAAAGUAACAGCGCGUUCAAGUCUCCAGAGGACUUUAAAGUGGCUCUGCCUCUGCGCACCAACUACCUGUACGGACGCAUCAAGAAGAGUCUGCCGGAGAUGUACGCCUUCACUGUCUGCAUGUGGCUUAAGUCCAGCGCCAGUCCUGGAAUCGGGACCCCGUUCUCAUACGGCGUGCCCGGACAAGCCAAUGAGAUUGUGCUGAUCGAGUGGGGAAACAGUCCAAUGGAGCUCCUUGUCAAUGAUAAGGUGGCUCAGCUUCCUCUCUCGGUGAGUGACGGCCGCUGGCAUCACAUCUGCAUCACCUGGACCACCAGAGACGGCUUCUGGGAGGCUUAUCAGGACGGAGAGCGGCUGGGCACCGGAGAAAACCUGGCCCCCUGGCACCCAAUUAAACCUGGCGGAGUCAUUAUCCUGGGCCAAGAGCAGGACAUCGUAGGCGGCAGGUUUGAUGCCACUCAAGCUUUCGUAGGAGAGUUAAGCCACUUCAACAUGUGGGACCGAGUCCUGCGUCCCAUAGACAUCUCCGCUAUGGCCAACUGCUCCGCCUACAUGCCUGGCAACGUGGUGCCGUGGGUCGACGCCAACGUCGAGGUGUUCGGCGGCGCCACAAAAGCAGCGCUGGAGAUUUGCGAAGAACGGCUCUUUGAUUCCUAAAGGACACGUUUUGAAGAGCUCGCAUUAUCUGAGGUAACCCACGUCCUGGGGUCUGAUCCGGGAAAACCGAAACAAACACGUUUACAUGAUUCCUCUCACGCACAAACACUCACACACACACACAAUGGCUUAUUUUGAUCUUCUUACGUUCGUUUGCAGAGACUCCAGCCUGAGUGGAAACUAAAAGGACUGCGAUUAAUUAAUGAAAUAAAGGAAAGUCAAGGUCAGAGCGUCUGUGACUCCGUCUGAAGUGAAACUUUCUUAUUUUCGAUGUUAUAUACGCUUCUCUCUGUGCCGCGUCCUUCACAAACUUCACGAGCUCGUGGGUAUUUUAAGAACUGCUGUAAAAGAUUUGUAUUGAUUUAUUUUUUCUGCUGUUCUCGCUUUUGUCAUGUCGUGUACAGGCCGAUGCCCUUCAAACCGCCGAGGAGAAAAGAAAAUGAAAAUGCACAAAAUUAAAGGAGCAAAAACAUGAGAGACAUCAUCGCUUUUGUCUGUGAUUGUCGGAUUUUUAAACCUUCUGUAUUGUGGUUAUUCGUGAGCGGACGUCCGGAAAACUUAACGUAGCAAAGCGGCCAAGGACUGAGCUCUCAGAAAUCCUCACGGGACGCUUCACCUCAUUUGAUUUCAUUCACUUUAUGAAUGUCAGAUUUUGAGAGGUGUGUUUGAAAUGAUUUGACACGGCGUUAUGAGAUUAACUUGACGGGGAAUGUGUGUCAUAACGUUUUAUUAAAAUAUGCGUGUGUGUGCAUGUGUGUGUGUGUGUGUCAUGGGGUUUUAAAUCAACCCUUGCACAAAGCGCUGGAAUAAAAUGGGACUAUUUUUUGCUGGAGAUGAAACGGAAAUAUUGAUGGCCGCUAAUGAGGAUGACAGCGCGUGUGCUUGUUUAAAGCGCAGCGUCAGGAGUGUUUGAUUUAUCUGACAGUUUGAUGCUACAAACAGGGUGAAUCUCAUGAAAGUUGUCAAAAACAUGCGCAGGUCAUAUUCCCCCUCGAAAACAAAGUGAAGAAAUUGAAUCAGCUUUUGAAAUGAGGCCCUGUUAUUUGCAUUGUAACAUUAUUUUCAUGACUCUUAUUAUAAGCAGAUUUGCUUUUGCUUCUCAUUAGCAUAUUGCAGAACUUCAUAUAUAUUUAAUUUUUAUUGUGAAGCGUUAAGGUUAGUAUUUAUUUGUGCCUUUGCUGCUUUUUUAUAUUCCUUACAAAUCCGUUUGAAGGUUCCACUGGUGUUUUUAUUUUUCUGCACAGUUUUCAUAAUUUCUGAUGAUAAUUAUUAAAAAUCCAUUCGUUCUGCAUUUUUAGUAAUUAUGAUCCCGGUGAUUUGUAUUUUAAAAUAAAGGCACAUUUUUUAAGUGAGAAAUAAAGACUCGCCAAAGAGUGAACUUCUA
Messenger RNA from Danio rerio (zebrafish), 3911 nucleotides. The record is from RefSeq and is a predicted model, not a curated record. NCBI's taxonomy places the organism in Eukaryota, Metazoa, Chordata, Actinopteri, Cypriniformes, Danionidae.